AUGGAACACAUUGAUGGCAGCUAUAGGUUCUGCUGGAUUGGCCCGCGGCAAGUUGGGUCCGUCAGUGCAGCACUGGAUCCUUGGUGCAUUGCCCAGCCACAGACGGCCCAAGACGUCUCGGCUAUUUUGACAGUCUUGAUUGAUAAUAGCUGCCCCUUUGGAGUUCGUGGAGGUGGUCAUGGGUCGUGGCACGGAUCUAACAGCGUAUCGCAAGGUGUGACCAUUGAUUUUGGGUUCAUGAACACGACAACCUACAACUCCACUAGCAAUAUCGUAUCCGUCGCGCCGGCUGGUGCGCUGGCCGGCACUGUCGGAGCCGGUGGCUUCCUUUUGGAGGAUGGCGAUUCCUUCCACUCAGCUUCCCACGGCAUGAGCUGCGACAGAAUUCAGAAUUUUGAGUUCGUGCUUGCCAACGGGUCGAUCAUGAACGCAAAUGUAGAUGACAACCCAGAUCUGUGGUUGGCGCUCAAGGGUGGGUCAGCAAAUUUCGGGUUGAUCACCCGCUUCGCCAUCGAGUCCCCAAACACCUCGGAUCCGGUCAUUUGGGGCGGUUUACUCGAGUAUGAGCUCGCACUUGGUGACGCUGUUCUGGAUGCGAUGGUGACGUUCAAUGACAAUGUUCCCGACGACCAGAAUACCUUGUCGAUCGUUUACUGGGCAUACACCUCGACUGCUGGCGGCAUGGUCCCCGACGUCGCCCUAGAGAACACGCUCGCGGAGGCAAGCCCUGCAGCGACGGACGUGUAUCUCAACAUUAGCGGCAUCACAUCCAAUACGCUGCGCAAGGUCGACUUGACCACCAUCACCCAUUAUCUGGGCGCUGGCGAACCGCCUGGGUAUUGUGAUUUCUGGUACACGCUCCUGCUGCCAAAUAGCGCAGAGGUGAUGAAGUACGCGGCGAAGGCGCACGAGAACGCCGUCAAGGAGCUGGCGAUGGCCAUGACGGCUGCUGCCAGCGAGUUCUGUACAUUCUGCAUGUUUCAGCCCCUGAACAACCUGAUUGUGCAACACGGAGCCGACAAGGGCGGCAACGUCCUGGGCCUCGACGCCACACUUGACGGAGCGAAUGAGGUGCUGUUCUUGGCAACGCUGGCUGUGAAAGGAGAGGGCAAAGAGGCGGGAGGCCCAGCCCAUAAUGCAGAACUGGAUGGACUUGGUGGCCACGACCCGUUGAGCUCGGCUGGACCUGAGGCCAUUGCGAAGAUGUGGACUGCGUCUGCGAAGUACGACCCUGGUGGGGUGUUUCAAAGCCUGGGGACCACAGGCUUCAAGAUUCUAAACAUGAUGUAUGAUUGA
Messenger RNA from Cryphonectria parasitica EP155, 1296 nucleotides. RefSeq names its product FAD-binding domain-containing protein. NCBI's taxonomy places the organism in Eukaryota, Fungi, Ascomycota, Sordariomycetes, Diaporthales, Cryphonectriaceae. Gene Ontology annotation, molecular function: flavin adenine dinucleotide binding. Bases 1 to 1296 code for a protein of 431 amino acids. The transcript is spliced from 6 exons. The record is from RefSeq and is a predicted model, not a curated record.